GGUUAUCGCGCAAGACUAGAAAUCUUGUUCCUUCGGGAGCGUCAGUUCGAAUCUGGCCAACGUCGAUCUUUUUGCCGGUGGGACUGACUGGAUGGCCAGCUUUCGCUCAGUCGUAAACUUUUUGCACUUUGCUCAACCAUCUCAUGUUGGCCGCCAAGCUCCAUCUUGGCGUAUACACAUGCCCCAAUCCGAACAGCCAAUGACUGACUAACUUCCCAUGCCACCGCGAGCCUUUCCCCUCCCCUUCCGAGUGGGCACCGAUAUUUGCAAUGUCCCAAGAGUACGAUCUAUCAUCACGCCCCGUACCGGUGGCGACGGCGAGCCUUUGCGCCCUCUGCGUCACUACCUAAAACGAGUGUUUACCGAGCACGAGCGCCAGUACUUCUGGAAUCGCUUUGGGCCCGAAGAAUCCGUAUUGGAGAAGGUAGAUGUAAUCUCCAAAUUUCUCGCUGGCAGGUUUGCAGCGAAAGAAGCUUGCCGCAAAGCAAUUCAACACCUCGACAUUAUCCAAAGAGGGUUCAAGCACAUCAUGAUCCUCCCUGUUAGCACGGUGGACCGUAGUAAGCACCAAUCGCUACGGCCCCAGGGCUUGAUCUUGGAUAUGGUCUACGAGGAUUUCGAGCCAAGCUGGGUUGCGCCUGACGGCAAGGUUGGACUGAUCGAUAUGAGCGAGAUCGAUGGGCAGCUGUGCGAAAUUAGCAUCAGUCAUGAUGGAGACUAUGCGACUGCUGUCGCUAUCGUGCCGGUUGCGGGGAAGUAGAAAUAUUGAAUUGGAUGGUACUGGUGCGAUUGUUUUUGCUCGUCAUGUUUUGCUGGUCAAAUCCAUGGACACUGGUACCAUAGGUCUUUACCACUAAUGAAAUCUCUAACCAGGUCUGCCAC
Alternaria rosae is the source of this 882-nucleotide messenger RNA. RefSeq lists its product as uncharacterized. Lineage: Eukaryota; Fungi; Ascomycota; Dothideomycetes; Pleosporales; Pleosporaceae. The transcript is spliced from 2 exons. The coding region runs from base 218 to 760 and encodes 180 amino acids. The record is from RefSeq and is a predicted model, not a curated record. Gene Ontology annotation, molecular function: magnesium ion binding; holo-[acyl-carrier-protein] synthase activity.